AUGAUGAGCAUAUUUGAAGGCCAUGGGCGAAGUGCCGUGCAGCCCCCGGACAAGCCCAGCAACCGCCACCAACAACGAGAAGCCGAGUCUCCGAGAUCCAGCCCCGGUGAUAACUUCAGGACACAUCGGUACCCAAAGAAGUUGGUUCAGACUUACUCUGUGUUCCCUAAUCAAGAUGAGAUGAGUGAUGUCGUUGUGCAGCCUUAUAAUUCGCUGUUAACACUGAAGAGACUAACUCAAAAUGCAGACUGUGUGGUUGUUCUUGACAACACAGCACUAAACCGGAUUGCAACAGACAGGCUUCAUAUUCAGAACCCUUCCUUUUCUCAGAUCAACCAGUUGGUGUCCACAAUCAUGUCUGCAAGUACCACCACACUCCGGUACCCAGGCUAUAUGAAUAAUGAUCUAAUUGGACUGAUUGCUUCCCUUAUUCCCACUCCAAGGCUUCAUUUUCUCAUGACUGGCUAUACUCCGCUUACGACAGAUCAAUCAGUGGCAAGUAUACGUAAAACUACAGUCCUGGAUGUCAUGCGAAGACUAUUGCAACCAAAGAAUGUGAUGGUGUCCACUGGCAGAGACAGGCAAACUAACCACUGUUACAUUGCCAUCCUCAACAUUAUCCAAGGAGAAGUGGACCCUACUCAGGUCCAUAAAAGUCUGCAAAGAAUACGAGAGCGAAAAUUGGCCAACUUCAUACCGUGGGGACCAGCCAGUAUUCAGGUGGCAUUGUCACGGAAGUCUCCAUACCUGCCAUCAGCUCACCGUGUCAGUGGGCUUAUGAUGGCCAAUCAUACCAGCAUCUCCUCAUUGUUUGAAAGAACCAGCAGACAGUAUGAUAAACUCAGAAAAAGAGAAGCAUUCUUAGAACAAUUUCGCAAAGAGGACAUAUUUAAGGAGAGUUUUGAUGAACUGGAUAAUUCCCGGGAGAUUGUCCAGCAGUUAAUUGAUGAAUAUCACGCUGCAACUCGCCCCGACUACAUUUCCUGGGGUACACAGCAGCAGUGACACAGACUGCUGCUUGCUGAGGGUUUACCGCUGCACAUUCCAUCAUUAUAUGCUGAUAAGUCGACUCUAUUAACAUUUCUGUUUAUCCUUUGUGAAGUGACUAACUGGAAUAUGGUGAAUAUGCAGGAUAGCCAGGCUUAGACCUGCAGGCUCCUGUGCGAAAUGAACAUCUUGGCUGAAUAUCUCCGCCCUGUUCCUUCCCUAUACAUGUUUUAAGGAAGAUUCCAGGUGACAACUAGUGAUGGAGACGUUGAUCAGAAAGUUUAGUUGUAUGACUGUUCGUUCAGGUCAGUGAUUCAGCAACAUAACUGCACAUUUGAUUGUCAUGUUGGUGUGAGCCUGGAGUCGCCCCAGUGAGUUAGUAUAUAGUGUGCAGUCAAACCCUUGUGGUAACAGGUCAUUGACUAUUCCCACAGUUCGGGAAAUACUUCCACUCACAACAGUUUAUUGUAAAAUGAAGCAUUUUUUGGUAAAAAUCUUUCCCCUUCAUUUUAAUCCACAAUUGGAUAGUUUAAUUUGUAAAUGUACCAUUUAUUUUAAUAUGGGAUUAGUUUUAUAAAUGUUGUGCAGUAGUAGUAUCUGGCCUUGUACUGGUGGGUGAGCAAGGCAUCCAUUGCCUGCUAUUGUAACUAUUUGCCUGCUUGAUCACUCGAUCAGUAGAUGUUGCUUCUCCUGCCAUGUCCAACACCUGUCUGCUCACUUAACCAAGCACUCAGAUUAGUAAACGCUUCAGGAAAUUACAAUUCUGCUCAUUUAGGCUAACAUUGGCUAGUGUUUUACUUUGGUCACCAUUUUUUGGGUUUCCGGGUAGUGCUAAAAUGUCUUCACACCUACUAAUGAAGGUAAUUUUAAAGAUGAUUGGAAAAAAGUUUCAGAAAUGUUUAGCUUGUGCUUUCAGUAUUGUGUAGUAGCUGGGGACGUGAUCUGAAGGUUGUAGAAUGCACGAUUAACAGACCUGUUUAACAGUUGCUAAUAAAAUCGUUUUUUUAUUGAAUGGUAGUUUUUGCAUAUCCUAUAAAAUGCACAUUAUUGUCGUGAAUUUCAGUUAGUAUCUCACAAUUUGUUAAUGCUUAUUUGAUUUCAUCUUUGUCCAGCAGCAAUAAAUGAAAGUUUACUUAAA
This is a messenger RNA of Amblyraja radiata (thorny skate), 2125 nucleotides long. RefSeq names its product tubulin gamma-1 chain-like. Lineage: Eukaryota; Metazoa; Chordata; Chondrichthyes; Rajiformes; Rajidae. Gene Ontology annotation, biological process: microtubule nucleation; cytoplasmic microtubule organization. The coding region runs from base 1 to 1005 and encodes 334 amino acids. The record is from RefSeq and is a predicted model, not a curated record. Gene Ontology annotation, molecular function: GTP binding. The transcript has 8 exons. Gene Ontology annotation, cellular component: microtubule; gamma-tubulin complex.